CGUAGUGUGGUGGUUGCUUCUGGGUUUCUUUGUGUGCUGCUGUCCUCAACUGUUUUCAAGUUCCGCAGCAAGCAUCAGGGGGCAGGCAUGGAGGAGGAUCGAAUGAUCGAAAAAAAGAGGCAGCGACUUCGGAGCGGAAUUGCGCCACUUCAGUCUUUUAGUUGAUAGAAGUUAUCGAAGGGGAUAAGACGGCGUUUUUAUGAUAAUUUUUCGUGCGGUUCUCUGUCGCGGUCUGAGUUUUUGUGUAGGUAUUAUGAGGGCCCGUCGUUGAUCGGUUCGCUGUAUCGAAGCAUUCGGAAGUGGGUGGUAGAUGAUCUUCAUGAAGGAGGGGUGGUGUAUCAUCACGAUAAGCUUGUAGUGUGCUGAUUUUUUCCCGAUUAUGGCUAGUUGAUUGCUACUUGUUGACAGAUAACGAAAAAUAGUGUAGAUCAAAACAGAAUAUCUGAAGCUGAACGAGGAAGCUGCUAAUGAAGUGAUUAUUUUAUGCCUAAUGAAUUAUUUAUCUGUAUGGUGAGAUAUUGCAAUUUUGAUAAUCAAAGAAGUAAUCACUCGAGAUUACCGACUACUGGUAGCUAGUGUGCAGUGAAUAUUGGCGUGUUCGUCGAUUGGUUAACAUACGCCAUUUUUGCUGUGACAGGAUUGGAGUGGUCGUGUGUGGGCGGAAGCUUUCAGAGAUCUGUAUUUAUGUGAUCGUAAUUACGAAGAAAAGCAAAAUGUGUCCGCGUAAUAAUUGAGUACCUGAAUCGAUCCGGAUUUCGAAGUGAACUCAAUGACAGAAGAAGAAAACUAAUUUGCGUUGGGAUUUGUGUUGAUGUUCAAUGCAAACAGAGAGAGAGAAGCGGUAAAGUUGUUCUGUUGUGGUCGCCAUCAAAACUAAAACUGCGUCAGCAUUCAAUUCAAUUAAUCUAGACUGUGAUAUAUGCCAUGGAUCUUUAUACUUCUUCAGAGACCUCAUAGAAUCGAUCCACACUUUCAACAGUUCGUCGCCACAUUCCACCGUGUUCAUUACGAGUCAUUAAUCGCAACUCCCCUACAGCACUAAGUGAGGUGCACCACCAGUUUUAGCUGGUUACCAGCAGAUCAUGUUUCACUCGACUGCAGCGGCCGCGUACUCCGACAUGACAGCAGCUGCGGUGGCAACGGGGAACUCCGGCUCGUAUCACCAAACGGCCUCGGCAGCUGCAGCAGCAGCGGCAGCCGCCGCCAACGCCCCAGUUUACGUUCCGUCCAAUCGGGCUCUGGGCCACUCACAGUACGGACAUGCGACGAACUUUCCGGCACAGAAUGGGUGGCCCACGGAUGGAUUCGGCACGACCCAUACCCAGCUGCCGCCUCAGUUCUACGCGCAAAACGUGAUGAUGAGCUCCUGGCGCGCUUACGAUCCGACCGGAUUCCAACGGACGUCACCAUAUGACAGUGCAAUGGACUUCCAGUUCGGCGAGGGACGGGAAUGUGUCAAUUGUGGGGCCAUCUCAACACCACUCUGGCGUCGCGACGGCACCGGCCACUAUCUUUGCAAUGCAUGCGGGCUCUAUCAUAAGAUGAACGGUAUGAAUCGUCCCUUGAUAAAGCCAAGCAAGAGAUUGGUGAGUACGGCGACUCGUAGACUGGGCCUUUGCUGUACUAACUGCGGUACGCGAACGACGACGCUGUGGCGGCGAAACAACGACGGCGAACCGGUAUGCAACGCGUGUGGACUGUAUUUCAAACUGCAUGGCGUUAAUCGUCCGUUGGCGAUGCGUAAAGAUGGCAUACAAACUCGAAAGCGGAAACCAAAGAAAGCAGGAUCCGGUGGAGCGACGGAUGUUAUGGCUCUGGUUAGCGGCAAAAAGGACGACAUGAACGAUGGAUCUCUCUUACAAACUGACCGCAAUGGUAACUCCAAGAACCUGUCAGUCAGCCCUAAAACUCCAAGUUUAACGUCGCCGCCGUUGAGAUCUCUUCAUAUCUCCCCUCAUCACCACCACCAUCAUCAGUCGUACAACCUGCCGUCUUCUCUAACCUCAUCACACCACGCAUCGUCGCUGAACUUGGGUGGCAAAUAUGAUCUCUCCUCGCUGUCCACGGCAGGAUCGCUGGGUAGCAUUGGCGCAGGUGGAGGCAAUGGCUCAGGAACGGCCUCCUCAUCCCACCAGCAGUCGCACAACACCUCUCACAUAUACAGCACCCCUACAUCCAAUCCGUCCCAUCAUGUAGCCGCCAACAACUACAUGCACAACACUGGCACCAGUUUAGGGUCAUCUCCAUUUGGUCAAAUCAAGUCGGAAUCCAACCCACUGGCUUCAUCAACCCCAACGUCGGUCGCGUCCAAUGGAUACGGUGACUACAUGAACAACUGCCUCCAAAGCGGAUACUUCGGGGGUACAUUUGGUUCGCUGCAUUCUCACCACAGUCCACACUCGACCGGCAUGGGCGGAACGGUUAACGGGGCCCUUCCGCACACCCAUCACCACCACCACCAUCACAGUACGGCAGCGGAUCUCGCUGGGUACCAUCACCAGCACAAUGUCAUACAGGCGGCCAAGCUGAUGGCCUCAUCCUAAGCAACCCGCAGAAAGACGCUUCCGAAUCUCUAUAUCUAUACGAUUGUUCAUAGUACUUAAUCCAGUUAAGUUCCUCGCUUCUACAGCUUGCUUAUUUUUAGGAAAGUGUAGUAGUUCGUUUUGUAGAUAAUUAAUUCAACUCUAUUAGACAAAAAAGACUUAUGGAAGAUAAAAUUUAUCUCAGUAACUUUGUAUCUAAAAAUGACAAAUUGUAUAACGAUUUAUUGGCUUGUUAGGUGUAAUAAGGAUAGUUUUACCACGGCAAGAGUAGUAUUUCCUGAACCGAUCAUUAUGUGAGAUAAUCGUGAUAAUUAUUAUUCUUUCCCAUUGUCAUAUAAUACUUACGUACAAUUUCGCCAAUUGACAUGUAUUUAUUUCAGUUUCGUACUAUUAGCGCAUAAGAUCAGUAGGAAAGUCCAAAACCGAACAUCUAACAGUAUUGGUGAAUGAGUGAGUUCAGCUAACAGCAAGUAUUUGAUGUCUUCAAUUGGCAACAUCUAUAGCAAGCUUGAUAUUUAUUGAAAGUAUGAUAUAAAUACGUUCAUAGUAGUUUAAUCAUGAAUAUCCUAUUUAGUUUUAGCUUACCUGUAAGAAAAUAUGAAAAAAAAAACAAUUGUUUGAUGAAUUAAUAAAUCAAAAGGCUUGAAAUAAA
Armigeres subalbatus is the source of this 3195-nucleotide messenger RNA. Its product is annotated as GATA-binding factor A. Gene Ontology annotation, biological process: cell fate commitment; positive regulation of transcription by RNA polymerase II; negative regulation of transcription by RNA polymerase II. Bases 1083 to 2543 code for a protein of 486 amino acids. The transcript has 7 exons. NCBI's taxonomy places the organism in Eukaryota, Metazoa, Arthropoda, Insecta, Diptera, Culicidae. The record is from RefSeq and is a predicted model, not a curated record. Gene Ontology annotation, molecular function: DNA-binding transcription factor activity, RNA polymerase II-specific; zinc ion binding; RNA polymerase II cis-regulatory region sequence-specific DNA binding.